CUUCCUCUUCCUUCCUCCUCCUCCCUCCUCUCCGUAAAAUCGAAGCUCACGGCGGCUACGAUUACAUCAUCGGAGAGGUGGUUGGUGGUGGUGGUUCUUAUUCAACCUCCAUUUCCGGGAAGAGAAGCUUUAAUUUCAUCGGAAGAAGAAGAAGAAGAAUCUGAAUUUUACAAUUUUUGAGCUUCCCCAUGGAUUUGUCGCUUUUGUUGCUUAUUCAUUUACAGUAACAAAGCUGAGAAAUUUCUGGGGGAGCUGAUAAAUUCAGGAGUGUGUUAGCAAUGUCGUUUAAGAAUAUAGUAAGAGAGUUUAGGGUGAAGAAGAACAAUAAGUAUAAAGGUAUUGGUAGAAGAGGGAAGAGGUCACAUAUUGCACCUGAAGGAUCAUCUCUGUCUUCUUCUUCUUCUGUGACUAAUGAUGGUUUGAGUCAGAGCAUUUGGGUUGAUUUGCCUCAGGAGUUGCUUCUUGAUAUUAUUCAUCGGAUUGAGUCUGGACAGACUCUUUGGCCUGCGAGGAAAGAUGUCGUUGCUUGUGCUUCGGUUUGUAGGUCGUGGAGGGAGAUGACUAGAGAAGUUGUUAAGGUUCCUGAGGUUUCUGGUUUGUUGACGUUUCCUGUUUCUUUAAAGCAGCCUGGUCCUAGAGAUGCUCCAAUUCAAUGCUUUAUUAAACGGGAGAGAGCUACUGGGAUAUUCCGUCUCUAUCUCGGUUUAAGCCCUGCUCUUUCUGGUGACAAGAGUAAGCUGUUGUUAUCCGCAAAGAGAGUCAGGAGGGCGACGGGUGCAGAGUUUGUUGUAUCCUUGUCUGGGAAUGACUUCUCAAGAAGUAGCAGUAAUUACAUAGGAAAACUGAGAUCCAAUUUCCUGGGAACCAAGUUCACAGUCUACGAAAACCAACCUCCUCCGUUUAAUCGAAAACUCCCACCAUCAAUGCAAGUUUCUCCAUGGGUGUCAUCAACAUCUAGUAAUUACAACAUAGCUUCCAUCUUGUACGAGCUGAAUGUCCUGAGAACUAGAGGUCCAAGAAGAAUGCAAUGUAUCAUGCACAGUAUCCCAAUUUCAGCAAUUCAAGAAGGCGGCAAAAUCCAAUAUCCUACCGAGUUCACAAACCAAGGAAAGAAGAAGAAGAAGAAGCCGCUGAUGGAUUUUUGCUCAGGGAACCUAGAAGGAGAAUCCGUCGUUAAAGAACCAUUAGUCCUGAAAAACAAAUCUCCGAGAUGGCACGAACAGCUCCAGUGCUGGUGUCUCAAUUUCAAAGGUCGAGUCACAGUUGCCUCGGUGAAAAACUUCCAGCUAGUGGCAGCUGCUGCAGAAGCAGGGAAGAACAUGAACAUCCCAGAAGAAGAACAAGAGAGAGUGAUAUUACAAUUUGGAAAGAUAGGCAAAGACAUUUUCACUAUGGAUUAUCGUUACCCGAUCUCUGCUUUUCAAGCUUUUGCCAUUUGUUUAAGCAGCUUCGACACGAAGCCUGUCUGCGAAUGAAUCAAACAUAUCAAAAAUAUCAAUCAUAUAUUCUUC
Messenger RNA from Capsella rubella, 1511 nucleotides. RefSeq names its product tubby-like F-box protein 6. Gene Ontology annotation, molecular function: protein binding. The transcript has 6 exons. NCBI's taxonomy places the organism in Eukaryota, Viridiplantae, Streptophyta, Magnoliopsida, Brassicales, Brassicaceae. The record is from RefSeq and is a predicted model, not a curated record. Bases 279 to 1475 code for a protein of 398 amino acids.